This is a messenger RNA of Corylus avellana, 525 nucleotides long. Its product is annotated as chaperone protein dnaJ 20, chloroplastic-like. Gene Ontology annotation, cellular component: chloroplast. The record is from RefSeq and is a predicted model, not a curated record. Lineage: Eukaryota; Viridiplantae; Streptophyta; Magnoliopsida; Fagales; Betulaceae.
AUGGAUGUUCUACUCACUUCAAGGCAAAGCUUCCUUUCUAUUCCACUUUCCUCCAAACGGCAACGGCAACGGCCUCCGGUGGCGCUUGUAUCUAUUUCAUGCAGAGCUGCCAAAGCGGGUGGCGGUGAAAACGACAGCACCACUAGUUUCUAUGAGGUUCUUUCUCUGAGCCCGAACAACGCGAACAUGAAGGAGAUAAAGAAAGCAUAUAGAAGCAUGGGUCUUCGAUACCACCCCGAUGUUUGUCCUUCUCCCAUGAAGGAAGAGUCCACCAGAAUUUUUGUCCAGCUGAAUGCCGCAUACGCGACGCUCUCAGAUCCUAUGCUGCGCAGAGAGUAUGACUGCGAAUUGGGUUUGGGAAAUUACGGGAAAACAUUGAAGAAGAUGGACAGUAACGAUGAUGUUUGGAGAAGCAGAUGGCAGGAUCAAAUUCUUGAGUUAAAGAGGAGGACGAAUUGCAAAGGAGGGGUCAUGGGAUCAUGGGGGAGUAGAAUAAGGGCACAGAAUAUGAGGAAAAAGGAGUAA